AAUACGCAUAAUUUUUAAGAAUAUUCCCCUGGAGAAAAUGCCUUUUGUUUCAUAAAAAUGGUCCAACAACUUUCCGAGAUAUUGGACCUGAAAGUGAGUAGUCACCCUGAAGAUCUAACUUCGUUCUUGGACAUGACUUUCUUAAAAUCCAAAUAUUUCUAAAAUUGUUUUUUGGACUGCGUCGACUUAUAAUUAAAAUUUACACAGAAUACUUCUAUGAACGUCAUGUUUUUUGUUUCAGAAAAAUAUUUUAUUAAGUUUAUGAGCUUUUUAACUUUAAAGUGAGUAAGCUGGAUACUUUUACUUUUCUCCCUUGUAAAAAAAAAAUCUUCUAGAACUACGUACAGUUGAACACAAUCAAAGGCACGUCACAGAACACUCGCCGCCCUCUUCCAACUAUUUAACAGCGCUUAGAACCAGUGGUACCAAAUGAGGUCUCUGAGAAAUUAUUUUAUUAUUAUGGAGACUAAAUAAGUAAAGUCCUAAUAAGAAAAACUCCCAAUUUAACGCUUUCUUAAUCUGCCUACUGUUUUUUUUUCCGAAAAAAAACGCACAUUAGCCACUAAUUUUAAGUUUUAAUUUUCAAAUUUCCCGCUGUUAUAACUUCAAAAAUUCAUGUUCGCCUACUUAUCGACACUCAGAUGGCGCUCUUGGUCGAUUGUUCAGUGUCCUAUGCAGCCUUCGUAUCCAACAACAGGUGACAGUGACAGUAUGGUCUCGGACUUUUUCUUUCCCAACAUGGGCGGAGUAGAAGAACACAUCUACAACCUCUCACAAUGUUUAGUCUUAAAAGGGCACAAAGUCAUCGUCAUAACCCAUUGUUACGAUGAAAGAGUGGGCGUCCGAUACAUGACCAAUGGCCUCAAAGUGUAUUAUUUACCGAUAAGGGUUUUCUAUAACCAGUGUGUCCUGCCAACCAUGAUUUGUAACAUUGCCCUUAUCAGGUACAUUUUAUUGCGCGAAGAAGUGGAAAUAAUACAUGGACAUAGUGCCUUUAGUGCCUUGGCACAUGAGACUAUGCUUAUAGGGAGUAUUUUAGGACUCAAAACAGUGUUCACUGACCACAGUUUAUUUGGGUUUGCCGAUGCCAGUGCCGUAAUAACAAAUAAACUCUUAGAGAUUUGUUUGUCUAGUUGCAACCAUUGUAUCUGUGUAAGUAAUAUAGGCAAGGAAAAUACCGUGCUGAGGGGCAGAGUCGAUUGUAAAAGGGUUUCGGUAAUCCCAAAUGCCGUGGAUAGUUUCUCUUUUACUCCCGAUCCUAGCCAAAGAAACCCUGACUUGAUAACAAUAGUGGUGGUCUCGAGAUUAGUAUAUAGAAAAGGGGUGGACUUGACAGCCCAGAUCAUUGGUGAUAUUUGCGAUAAAUAUAAGGAAGUGCAGUUUUUGAUAGCCGGUGAUGGACCAAAAAGAUGGUUAUUAGAGGAGAUACGUGAAAAAAGGGGCCUACAAGACCGAGUGGCUUUAUUGGGUGGCUUGGAACAUUCCCAAGUGAGAAAUGUGUUGGUGAAGGGUGACAUCUUUUUAAAUACUUCUUUAACUGAGGCUUAUUGUAUGGCUAUAGUGGAAGCCGUGUCUUGUGGACUGAAAGUGGUCUCUACUAAAGUUGGUGGUAUCCCAGAGGUGUUGCCAGAGGAUCUGAUUAUUUUAACCGAACCUACUGUGCCUUCUUUAUUACAUGGUCUAAUGAGAGCAAUUCAAGAACUAAAACAAGGCAAAUUUGUUUGCCCUUAUGUGUGCAACAAACGGAUAGAACAAUACUAUAAUUGGCCCGAGGUUUCUUUACGAACCGAAGUGGUUUAUAAUGCUGUGAUAGAGGAGGAAACUAAAGAUUUAAAAAUGAUGCUGCAAAACCAAUUAAAAACGGGAGUGUGGCCCUACCUGCUCGUACUCUCAUUCGUUUACUUGGUGCUCCGCUUUUACGACUAUUGGGCCCCAAAAAGUGACAUAGACACCGCAAGGAACUACAUAGAAAAACGACACAAUAAACAAAAUUAAUUUAUUUAAUAAUGAAAAUUCGUUUUCAUAAUAUAACAGCUGCGGAACUUAUACAGUAAAUUAUUUAAAUAAAUAUCUGAUUCUUCUGGAAGGAAAAAUUAAAUUAAGUACCAAUUUCUAGGUCGGGUAAGUUCAAGAAUAAGUUUUAUUAUUUUUUUGGCUACUCCUACCUAAAUUAUCCUAGUCAUGCUCUAAUUGUUAUUAUUUUUUGUAAUAUAUUUUUAUGUAAAAAUUCAAA
Anthonomus grandis grandis is the source of this 2233-nucleotide messenger RNA. RefSeq names its product phosphatidylinositol N-acetylglucosaminyltransferase subunit A (gene PIG-A). Bases 616 to 1995 code for a protein of 459 amino acids. Gene Ontology annotation, biological process: GPI anchor biosynthetic process. The transcript has 8 exons. Gene Ontology annotation, cellular component: glycosylphosphatidylinositol-N-acetylglucosaminyltransferase (GPI-GnT) complex. Gene Ontology annotation, molecular function: phosphatidylinositol N-acetylglucosaminyltransferase activity. NCBI's taxonomy places the organism in Eukaryota, Metazoa, Arthropoda, Insecta, Coleoptera, Curculionidae. The record is from RefSeq and is a predicted model, not a curated record.